AGUGAAAGUGUUGAGGAGCAGGAAAUAGUAACACGAAGUAAAGUAAAGAAAAACUUCUUGCUCUCCUAAACACAGUGAGUCGAGGGUAAAUACUCUCAACUGCUUGGUCCUCAGAUUUGAAUAAUUAUCUUUCUGCAUUCUUUAACCAGGCAGAAUUUAAGAAAUAUGUCUCUGAGGUGUGUUGGGGCUGCGAGCUGCUUUUGUGGGGGUAAAGGCCAAACGGUGAGAAGCAGAGAGAGAUGAAAAAGGGCUAUAACUCAAGUUUCAAGCAGAAACUGGAUCCUGCAGCAGAGUGAGAUCGCAGCUUCGGACACAUAUACCUGUCUGUUCCACGGAGUGGUGAAGAGGAGGAGACUUAAAUUAUGAGAAUUAACUGAAACACGAGGACGUUCUGCACAUCUGGCAACAACUGGAUGUCAUAGUGUGUCAGAGAGAGAGAGAGUAGGAGUUGGGGCGUGUGUUGGAGUGUAAAGAUACGACAGCUUUCCACGAAUACGGAGUCUUUAAACUCAGCACUGGACCUGCCACACUCUCUUCCUAAUUAUAUUACAGCUGCAAGGCAAGGGUGGAGAGAGCAUCAGAGAAAGUAGGAGAGAGUGAGGGGGGAGAAGAAAUAAGGAGAAAAGAGCGGGGCAGUGGCACAGAGUGGAGAGGCGAGAGAAGAAUCUGGUAUUCAAACUAGAUCGGAGAAGGACUUCCUGCUGACAACUGAAGCAUCAUCAUCAUUUCAAAGUCAAAAAGGGGGGGAGUGUCUGUCUGCUCAUUAUGGCCCCUCCCUCUCUGUUGAUGCUGCUGAUGGUGGUUACCAUGGCAACUGGGGCCCGUUCAGCCAGCGAGGAGAAUGAACUGGAUUAUGGGUACUGGAACUAUAGAGAGGGAGCUGAUAGUGUGAAUGUAGCCUCAGUGCGCAGCGUCACCAGAGUUUUAGACGCCUGGGGAAAACGCAUCUUCCGUGAGAUCAAGACUUUACUGCACUCUCAGCCCAGCACACUGCUGCCUGACUAUUCCAGGGUGCGCCCUCUAUCCGAGUCCGUCAACGAUCUGUUCAGAGAAGUCUCCCUGCUGCGCAGGCGCAUCACCGAACUCUCUCAUCGCCUAGCAACCCUGGAACCGUUCCUCCGUCACCACGGCUACCGGGAGGUGGAGGAGGGGGAGGCUCUGGCACCUUCAAGCCUGAGAGGAGAGGUGGCGAGCUUGGCCCGGUACACCCCGAGGACCUCGGCCAGGGCGAGCCCACCGAGGGGGAGCCGGGUGGUGAGGAGGAGACGGGUGAGGGUCCUGAACAACGGAGCAGGAGUGAAGCUGGUGCAGAGAGAGAGAUAGAUACAGUGAUGGAGGGAGGCUGGUGUCGGUGUGUGACACACAGAGAGCUUCUGAAUCUAUCAGGCUUAUAUGAUGUAAGAAAUGCAUUUUUAUGUGUUAGGAUUUCAUUUUGAUAAAAUAACAUAAAGACAUAUAUGACAAUGAAACACAGACACUGUUCUGUGAGAUCAGAGAUUAUGAUUAUUGUUUGUAUUAGCAGAUAAAUAAAUCAUAUCUUUAAUAAAUACUUUUAAUGAU
Molecule: messenger RNA, 1560 nt
Organism: Epinephelus lanceolatus (giant grouper)
Lineage: Eukaryota; Metazoa; Chordata; Actinopteri; Perciformes; Serranidae
Source: RefSeq, a predicted model, not a curated record